Messenger RNA from Aedes albopictus (Asian tiger mosquito), 4169 nucleotides. It is a transcript of the gene alpha-Man-Ib, whose product is annotated as endoplasmic reticulum mannosyl-oligosaccharide 1,2-alpha-mannosidase. Gene Ontology annotation, biological process: carbohydrate metabolic process; mannose trimming involved in glycoprotein ERAD pathway. Gene Ontology annotation, molecular function: mannosyl-oligosaccharide 1,2-alpha-mannosidase activity; calcium ion binding. NCBI's taxonomy places the organism in Eukaryota, Metazoa, Arthropoda, Insecta, Diptera, Culicidae. Gene Ontology annotation, cellular component: membrane; endoplasmic reticulum. The transcript has 6 exons. The record is from RefSeq and is a predicted model, not a curated record. The coding region runs from base 738 to 2768 and encodes 676 amino acids.
UUGACAGCAAAACAGACAACAUAAAUCACAAGCAAAAAGGAGGAAACAUCAGGCGUCCGGGGUUUUCUUUGCACUCAGCUGCUGACGAUGGCUCGAAUUUUUGCCAAAAAAGAUCUACUCCGUGGCUAGAAUGGAUCCUUUUUGUUAGUGAUUGGAAGAGUUAACUCGGGUCUGUAAAAACUUCACUUAUUUUUUGGCGAAGUGGUGUGUGAAAUCACGGUUUCUUUGGCACAAGACCCUGGUGAAGAUUUCAUGUCAAUGUCGAAUGCUGCGGGACUAAAUACUAGAGACAUUUUGGUGAAUAGUGGGCCAGUGCAAAUAUGUAUCAGCAGGUGUAGAAGCCCAGGAAGAUCAUCACAAAGUUUCGAUUGAUUGUGGCUUGCUGUGUUGGCUGUAUACCUAUUAUCAAUAUUUACUUAAGUGCGGUGAGAAGAAACUUCCCUAGAAGAAGAGAAUCUAUUCUAGUAGCGGUGUGACACCAGGGGCAUUGUGUGCCGUUAUGUGUGAGAAAUGCUUUCGAUUUGUACUAUGAAAGAGCCCCGACAAGGAAAGUGAAGAGUAUAUGUUGACCUACCUAUCUACAACACAAACCACCCGUGCGAAAAUAUUAAUUAUAAUCAAGCGAAGCAUUACAAAUAAUCUGAUCAACGCAGAUAGAAAAAAAGUAAAAAUAGUAAACGUAUAGUGGCUGGAUUAAGCGUUUCUUUAUUUAGUUGUUUAAAUAAAGAGCAGAAAUAAUGAUGGAUUUGCGGAAGGAACAUAUAUCUUUGCUGCUGCCCAUUGGCGAGUCCGUCAGUGGCACUGGGUCGAGGAAAAGUCUGAAAAGACAUUGGAAUCAACUGUCUCGUUUUCAAAAAAACCUAAUCUGGAUCGUACUGGUGGCCGUGUGUAUUUUCGUGUUUUUCCUUAUCCCGUACGAUGACGCUGCCAGUCGGGAGUCCCGUAUUGCCGAAGAAAUGGAGCACAUCCAAAUCGCUCCUUUCAAAGAUCGGCACGAACAUCUAGGCUCCCUACAUUUAGCUGCAGCAGAUACAGCUCUUCAUGAUAAACCGAUUCCCGGCCGCAGCUUCCGUUCAACGGAUGGCAGCGAAGUGAAGGAAGUCAACUUGCUUGGGUCACAGAACAGCAACAAUGACAUGCGUGGCCGUGGAGAAGAAAGUAAAAAUAUAAUUGAUGAACCUCCGGCAAUGGAUACCAGGCCUAAUAACAAUAAUGACGAUAAUCGACAACCUUUGGUAGAACAGAAGCUAGACGAACCGGAGGUCAACGCCGGUGGCGAGAUGGUUAAUGACGAGGGGGUCACGUUGCAGGUUAUACAAAACGAGCUAAAGGAAAUUGUCGACAACAACGAGGAGAACGUGCUGGAGGAGAAUCGACGUAGUGACAAUGCUAAAGAUUUCAAGGGACCGACGAACGAAAGGCAGCGAGCUGUGAUAGAAGCAUUCCUGCACUCGUGGAGAGGCUACAAGGAGUUUGCUUGGGGCCAUGACAAUCUCAAACCGAUCUCAAUGAGCUAUUCCGACUGGUUCGGACUGGGACUGACCAUUGUAGAUAGCUUAGACACGUUGUACAUAAUGGAUCUACAGGAAGAAUAUGACGAGGCUCGAAAUUGGAUCGAUCAGUACUUGCGAUUUGAUGUCAAUCGAGACGUAAAUCUGUUCGAAGUGACCAUUCGAGUGCUGGGAGGAUUGCUGAGUACAAACCAUCUGAGUGGGGAUAAAAUGUAUUUGGAUAAGGCUCUGGAUUUGGGCCAACGGCUGUUACCAUGCUUUGAUUCGCCGUCGGGUAUUCCGUACUCGGAUGUCAACAUCGAAACCAUGAAAGCGCAUCCACCGAAGUGGUCACCGGAUAGCUCCACCAGUGAGGUAACAACGCUGCAGUUGGAGUUCAGGGAUCUUUCCAGAAGUACAAAUGAUCCCGCUUUUGAAACGGCUGCUGCCAAGGUUAAUGUCAAAGUCCAUGAACUGGAGAAAAACGAAGGAUUGGUUCCUAUUUUCAUUAACGCGAACACUGGACAGUUCCGUAACUUUGCAACAAUUUCUCUUGGUGCUCGUGCUGAUUCCUAUUAUGAGUAUCUCGUAAAGCAGUGGAUCCAAACCGGAAAGAAGAAUGAUGAUUUCCUUGCUGAUGAUUAUCGAACAGCGAUCGGAGGGGUAUUACAUCAGUUGGUCCGUGUCACACCUAGAGAAAAGCACCUCUACAUCGGAGAACUUAUCAACGGUAAAGAUUUCAAACCGAAAAUGGAUCAUCUUACGUGCUAUCUACCGGGCACGCUGCUCUUAGGCUACAAAAAUGGCAUGCCAAAGAGCCAUCUAAAGUUGGCAAACGAUCUUUUGGAGACAUGCUAUCAAACCUACAUGAAGCAGCCAACCCAGUUGGCUCCGGAAAUUUCCUACUUCAAUCUGAAUGGGGAAUCCGAUUCGGACAUCUACGUGAAAACGAAUGACGCUCACAACCUUCUACGGCCAGAAUUCAUCGAGAGUUUAUACUACUUCUACGCCAUCACCGGUAACAAAACCUAUCAGGACAUGGGUUGGACCAUCUUUGAGGCCUUCAACAAGUAUACCAAAGUGAAGAACGGGUAUACGUCCAUCGGAAAUGUUAAAAAUCCUCUCAACACCCGCCCUCGAGACAUGAUGGAAAGUUUCUGGCUGGGCGAAACGCUGAAAUACUUUUAUCUGCUGUUCAGUGACGAUCGGAACGAGAUCGAUCUGGAUAAGUACGUGUUCAACUCGGAGGCGCACCCGCUGCCCAUCCGAGACGACUGAAAAAGCCGUUUCCAUCCGCUGCACAUUGGGCUGGCCUACUGUGAACCGUGCAGAAGAAUAGACAAUUUUUUUAGAUCCCUUCACAAUUCCACUUCCUUUUUCCACAGAAUGAUGUUGCGUGAUUAAUAUUUUGUAUGAUAGUUUCCACUAGAUGGCUAGAAUUUGAUAAAUUAUGAAGGCACUAUGGAGGGUCAUUCCAUAAAAAGGGUUCAUGCCACAUGUGAUCGACCAUCUCGGAAUCGAACAAUAUGAUUGUAAAUGUAGGCAAUAUAACCAUCGACAGUAUUUGGGGUGUUGAUGAGAAUACAUUUUUCAGCUAUCUUUAGUUUAAGAUUAAUCUACGAUUGGAGGUGUCCUAUUUGUCAUCUAACAGAAGAACCGUUAUUACCUAUGUAUAUUAACAGCGAUCGCGCUGUUGUAUUUUGUACAACACGUUGAAAUAAUCUCGCUUUUUGUACUCCCCAUUAGCGUGAUCCUGGCGGUGGUGGCCAAUCGCGCGAGUUACGGAAGGUUAAAAGAUCAUGUAGGCAUAAAUCAGCCUUCGAUCUGUUUUGAACAACUUUUAAGGUCAACUGGAGCGUCAUUUGGCAUAAGGUCGUCUUUAUACCAAGUGAUCUUAUGCCAAACGGCAUUAUGCCAUAUGGCACAGACCCAUUUGGCAUGAUACCAAGUUGUUUGGAAUAACAACAAUCGCCAAUCGUCCCAAUGUGGCAUUUAAUUUAUAAGCACAACUUAUUGGACAAGCAUUUUUGAUGACAGGUAACUUCGGGAGGAUAUUUUUAGCUCAACUUUUACAUGGAGUCUGCAAAGCUCAUCACUUUUGAUGACAUUAUGAUUCAAUUUUAUGAAAACAGAGCAAUAUUCUGGGAAGGUCGAUUGCACAGCAUUUUGCCAAUCGUUUGAUAUGGAAUGAUUUCCACGACACAAACACUCGUUUCUAAGAGAAAAAAAAAUAUUAAUAGGUAGUUAAUUGGUUGUUAAAUAGUAGUGUAAAACUUAAUAAGGCUAUAAUCCCCGUAUCCACACUGAAAAGACUUUAAACUAGGUAGAUCCUCAGUUCCAACAUUUUUGUAUCCACAAUAAGUAAAAUCGAUUCCAUGAAUUUUAAUUCUCAAAAACGAAAAAAAAAAAACGAGUCGGCAAUUAAUGGAAAGAAUUAGGUAAUGUGGCAGGCUAUCUAGGGUAAGCUUGAAAAGUGAACAACGCAGUCUAGUCUCUCGGAAACAUAAUAUGCGAUAGCAGAGUAAGUGUAGUCUGUAAGUGGGAGGGAAAUGUGUAAACAUUGAAGAAUUUUAUCCGAAAUUCUUAUAGAGGUAGCCGCGAACCUGAUUGUCAAAAUUUGUAUCGUCAUUGAUAUUAAACCGAAGUUGAAUAAAAGUCAAACUUGGCAUGUCAUUUUUA